This is a messenger RNA of Malaclemys terrapin pileata, 4588 nucleotides long. RefSeq names its product coiled-coil domain containing 88B (gene CCDC88B). The record is from RefSeq and is a predicted model, not a curated record. NCBI's taxonomy places the organism in Eukaryota, Metazoa, Chordata, Testudines, Emydidae. The transcript has 26 exons. Bases 1 to 4446 code for a protein of 1481 amino acids. Gene Ontology annotation, cellular component: cytoplasm; centrosome. Gene Ontology annotation, biological process: cytoplasmic microtubule organization; cytoskeleton-dependent intracellular transport. Gene Ontology annotation, molecular function: dynein light intermediate chain binding; microtubule binding.
AUGGGAGUUUCCCUCCUCCCACCCACAGCAGGUCUGCUGUGGGUGCUGGUUUCCUGGCGUCCCUGCAGGCCCCCCCCACCCCAGCCGCUCCCGUUUGCGGAAGUUCCUCUUUGCGCAGAGCAGAAAACCAGUGGGGGGAGCCUGGCUGGGGAGGGGGGGGGAGCGGACGCACCUGGGUGCAGGGUCCCCCUUUGUGGGAUCCGCACCAACCACAGAGACCCAAGCAGAGGAUGGACAGGGACGGGCGUGUCUGGGAGAGCCUGGGGGAUUUCGUCUCGGGUCCCCUUGUCACAUGGCAGAGACCCAACCCCGUGGCGUGCCCGGCCACCCCAGAGCCAGCAGGGCGACGAGAGGCUGCGACUCCAGACCCUGCACACCCUGCUGCAGCAGCUUCGCGCUUUCUACCAGGAUGAUUUGCAGCAGCUGAUUCUAAUGACUCCCCCUAAUGUGCAGCUUCUCGCCAGAGACCCCCUGACAGAGCAGGGCAUCAACGAGAUGCGGAAGCUGCUGCUGCUGCUCCUGGGGGCUGCUGUGCAGUGUGAGCGGAAGGCAGAGGUCAUUGAACGGAUCCAGGGGCUGGACAUCGAGACCCAGACUGCGCUGGCCGGUGCCAUCCAGGAGGUGACACAGGACCCGGGGGUGGUGCUGAGCCUGCAGUGGGGGGCACUGGCUGAACUGCACCCCCUGGAGCUGACACGGGUCCUGCAGGAGCUGUCGUCCCGGCUGCGGGGCCUGGUGCAGGAGCGGGAUGCGAGUGCGGAGAGGCUGUGGGAGCUGCAGCAGGAGCGGGAGGUGUCGUCCCCCCAUGGCCCGCUGUCCCCUGAGGGGCCCUGGGACAAUCGCCAGCACCUUGGGGUGCAACUGGCUGACGCUCGGGGCCAGGCCCGGCGCCUGCGCCAGGAACUGGAGGAGAAAUCUGAGGAGCUGCUGGAUCAGCGCCAGGAGCUGCAGGAGCUGGAGGCCGAGUUGAGGAGGCUGCGACAAGAGCACCGGGCGGUGGCGGGCGAGGCGCGCCUGGCGGGGCUGUACCGGGAUGAGCUGGAUGCCAUGCGGGAGAAGGCGGCCCGGGCUGAGCGCCUGCAGGGAGAGCUCUCGGCCCUGAGGGAGCGACUGCCCGCACUGGAGCGGUGCCGGGGCAGGCUGGAGGAGGAGCGGGCCUUCUCCCAGGCCCUGCUGGACAGCAAGGCCCAGUUGGAGGGGCAGCUGGAAUCCGCCCGCGCCCGGGCCCAGCACCUGCCCCAGCUCGAGAAGGAGAAUCUGCUGCUGCGGAGCCAAUUAGAGCAAGUUGAAGAGGAGCGGGAGCGGGAGCGUCAGCAGCUGGAGGAGCUACAGCAGGAGAAGGUGUUGCUGGAGGGGGAGCUGAGGCAAAAUUUGGGGGAGUCCCAGCACCUAUCCUGGGAAGAGGAGCAGGAGCCCAGUGAGGCUCCCAAUGACCCUGCUGAGACUCCCAAGUCCCUGAGCUAUGAGGUGACUGAGGUGACGUCCAGCCGCCUGCUAGCACUGGAGCGGGAGAACCAGGAGCUGCGCCGGAGGCUGCAGGAGGCACUAGAGGCCCCCAGAGAACCCAGGAGUCCAGGCCUUGAGCAGAAGAAUAAGGCCCUCAGCAAAGAGGUGCAGCGGCUGGGGGCAGAGCUGGAAGCCCAGCGGGCCCGGAGCUGCCAGGAGCGGGAGGAGCUGAGCGCCGCCCUGCUUGGGGAGAAGGAGCAGCUGGAGCAAGAGCUGCGCAGCUUGCAGGAGCAGCGGCACUGCGAGGAGUCUCUGCAGAGCCAGGGGGACCCAGGCACCUGGGCCCAGGAGCAGCAGGAGGCACUGGCAGAGAGUGGGCGCCGGCUGUGCCAGGUGGAGGAGCGGGCGUCCAGCCUGCAGGAGGCAUUGCGCCGGCUGGAGGCCACUCACGCCAAGGCCCUGGAGGGGCUGACGGCCUCCCAGGAGGCCCGGGGGCGCCUGGAGCAGGAGCUGCUGAGACUGCGGCAGGAGCUGGAGCAGCAGCGCCUGGAGGCCCUGCUGCUGGGGCAGCUGGAGGCUGAGGCCCAGGCACUGGAGAAGGAGCGAGAGGCGCUGCGAGCGGAGUUGAGCCAAGCCGAGCAGGAGCUGGCGGAGGCCCGGGGCAGUCUGGAGGCAGAGCGGCAGCGGACUGGGCGCCAGGCUGAACAGGCGCGGGAGGCCGCGGAGGAGUUACGGGCGUCCGAGCGCGAGCUGGGCACCCUGCAGCGCGGGCUGGAGCAACACAAGGCGGCCCUGACCCAGCUGGAGGGCGAGCGAGGGGCGCUGGAGGCGGUGUUGAGCCAGGCUGAGAGAGAGCGCCGGGCGCUGGACAAGGAGACCCGGCGUCUGCGGGCCCAGACCCAGGCCCAAGAGGAAGCACUGGCAGAACAGGGCCGCCGGGCCGCCCAGCUGGAGGCCCAGAGCCGGCUGCAGGCGCUGGAGUUGGGUGGGCUGAGAGAGACAGCGCAGCGGCUGCGGGAGCUGGAGCAGGAGAGCAAGGGGCUGCGGGAGCAGUUGGCAGCCGAGCGCAAGGCCUCAGCCGCUCUGCGGGAGGAGCUGCUAAGCGAGAAGGUGAAGGGACAGGAGCAGGAGGCUGACCUGGUGCGGCUGCGGGAGCAGCUGGAGCGGCGGGAGGAGGAGCAGCGCCUCCUGGAGGAGCAGCAGGGCACCCAGCAGAGCCAAUACCAGAGCCUGGAACAGCGGCUGGAGUUGUCCUUCAGAGAGAUGCUGGCUCUGAAGGAGGAGAAGAUCGGCGCCCUCCGCAGCCAGGUGGAGGAACUGCUCGUCCUCAAUCAGCACCUGGGGAAAGAGCUGCGCCAGGUGAAGAGCAGCCCUGGGGCCCCCCUACCCGAAGUGCCAGGGGCUGUGGAGCAGGACCAGGGGAACCCCGAGCUGGCGCUGGGGCUUCGGGCUGAGCCGGAGAGCGACACCCUGAGCAAGCAUCUCAUCGAGGUGGAGCGCAGCAACGCGGCACUGCUGGCGGAGAAAGAGGCUCUGUUGGGGCGGCUGGGGCAGCUGGAGUCACAGCUGGGCGCCCUGCAGGGGGAGCUGCUGAGCCUGCAGGGGCAGAGCGGAGGCCUGCGGGAGGAGAGUGGGCGACUGCAGGCCCAGUGUGGGGCUCUCCAGGUGGAGCAGGCGGCGUUGCUUUCCCAGAAGGCAGCACUGGAGGCCCGGGCGUCGGAGCUGCGGGAGCGACUGGCAGGGCUGGAGGCUGAGGUGCGGGUGGCCCGGCAGGAGCGGGAUGAGUGGCGCGGGCGCCACGAAGGGCUGGUGCGCAACCAUGACAAGCUGGCACUGCUGCACGAGCGCCAGGGUGCUGAGCUGGAGGGGCUGCUGGGCAAGCAGGCCGGCCUCAAGGGGGCACUGCGGGCACUGGAGCAGGAGCACCGAGAGCUCCAGGAUAGGCACAGCCAUCUGGUGGCACAGCAGGCCGGGCUGGAGCAGCGGGAGGCAGCCCUGCGGGGGGAGCGGGAGCGGCUGGAGGGGGCUGAGCGGGAACACCGGCAGCUGGGGGAGCAGCACGCCCGGCUGCAGGACGAGCAUGCACGGGUGCAGGUGGCACUGGCUGCGGCUGAGAGAGCACAGGAGGAGCAGCAAGGGGAGCUGCGGGGCCUGCGAGGCCGGCUGACGGGACUGCAGCUGGAGCAGGCACGGCUGGAGGCUGAGGGCACCGCCCUGCGGGAGCAGAACCACCAGCUGGAGGUGGCGCUGGGCCGGAUCGGAGACCAGUGUGAGCUCCUGGCCCAGCUGAAGGGGAACCAGGAGGAGGAGAACCGACACCUGCUGCAGGAGAUCCAGAAACUGAGCCAGGAGAACCGCAGCCUGCUGGAGCGCAGCAUGGAGAGCCGGGAGCAGUACCACUCGGAGCAGCGCCAGCACCUGGAUAAGCUGAAUGAGCUGCGCCGGGAGAAACAGAAGCUGGUGGAGAAGAUAAUGGACCAGUACCGAGUGCUGGAGCCAGCGCUGCCUAAGAGCAAGAAGAGCAGCAACUGGAUCGCGGACAAGAUGAAGAAGCUGAUGAAGCCGCGGCGUGAGCCCUCCCGGGAACAGCAGCGCCCCCUGGCACAGGGGGCCAAUAGCAUUGAGAACCUGCCAGGACUUGGGCAGGAUGGGCGCGCACCUGAUGGGGACUCCAGUGCCCCUGCCUCGCCUGUGCCCCUGCGCAAGGCCAGCAGCGUGCUGAGUCUGCCCGACGCCCAGCGGGUGCACCUGCGGCUAAACCGGCGCAAGCUGAGCUCCCGCGUCCUGGUCAGCGAGUCCUUCGGGCCUGGGGACGCCACCCCCCGGCAGCGCUUCCGCCAGCGCCAGCGCCCCCUUGCCUUCCUGGGGGGCUCCCGCGAGGAGGCCGCUGCCCCCUGGGAGGCCCAGGAGGGGCAGAGACUCCCCAGUGCUGGCAGCGAGGAGGGAGGGCUACCGCAAGGGAAGGAGAAGGCACCGCUCACGCCCCAGCUCAGUCAGUGAGCCCAGCUCAGCCCCACCCGGAUGGCAGCAACGCAGGGAACCGAACCAGGAAGGGGUCCUGCUACAGCCCCAGCUCCCAGGAUCCUCCAGCCACAUGCCAGGGGCCCAGAGAAUUGGCUCUGCCCCCCCCCAUCUCAGCUCC